AUGUCCGCACGCGAUCUCUCCGAAUCGCAAACCACGUUUCCCUCCGACAGCGAGAACUACGAUGCGAAUCACUCCAACUCCAAUGAUUCCUCCGAUGAGCCGCGGUCCGACUCCUCAAGUCCCAUGAUCUUGUAUCAACCGCCCACAUUUUGGAGUCUCAUCAGAGGAGCUGCCAUAAAUCUGUUCUUACCUUUUGUUAAUGGCUUGAUGCUGGGAUUUGGAGAGUUGUUUGCACACGAGGCGGCGUUUAGAUUGGGAUGGAGCAAUACGAAGGUCAGUAGGGUCAUGGGCAGACUACGUGCAAGGAGCCUCGGUCUCUUGACACCCAGGGCGACGUUGUCUAGCGUUCUGUGCUAAGAUUGUCAUAGGUCUUUCCUUCCCACAGGAGCGACCAUCGGAUAGGACCAGGUGUGGAGAUUCGUGAAGACCCGAUUGAGCGGAGACGGAGAGACGGAGAGGAAAUGGACGCGUACACAUCGCUGGAGUGA
Molecule: messenger RNA, 488 nt
Organism: Lecanosticta acicola
Lineage: Eukaryota; Fungi; Ascomycota; Dothideomycetes; Mycosphaerellales; Mycosphaerellaceae
Source: the annotation of a GenBank genome assembly